Messenger RNA from Vicugna pacos (alpaca), 1794 nucleotides. RefSeq names its product clusterin (gene CLU). Gene Ontology annotation, molecular function: misfolded protein binding. Gene Ontology annotation, cellular component: nucleus. The record is from RefSeq and is a predicted model, not a curated record. Gene Ontology annotation, biological process: regulation of apoptotic process; positive regulation of proteasomal ubiquitin-dependent protein catabolic process. NCBI's taxonomy places the organism in Eukaryota, Metazoa, Chordata, Mammalia, Artiodactyla, Camelidae.
UUUCCACGGCAUUCUUUGGGCGUGAGUCAUGCAGGUUUGCAGCCAGCCCCACAGUGGGUGGAUCCCGGGCAGAGCGUUAUAAAUGCAGGCGCCUCACGGCGCUCCGCACGCGGCGUCGCUAGGAGGAGCGCGCAGGCACCGGGCACCGCUGACCGAGGCGUGCUAGGAUUCCAGAACCGGAGAAGGAGACAGAAUGAAGACUCUGCUGCUGGUGGUGGGGCUGCUGCUGACCUGGCAGAAUGGACAGGUGCUGGGUGACAAGGCCAUCUCAGACAAAGAGCUCCAGGAAAUGUCCACUGAGGGGAAUAAGUACAUUAAUAAGGAAAUUAAAAAUGCCCUCAAGGAGGUGAAGCAGAUAAAGACCCUGAUAGAGGAGACAAAUGAAGAGCGCAAAACACUGCUUGGCACCUUAGAGGAAGCUAAGAAGAAGAAAGAGGAUGCCCUAAGUGAGACCAGGGAUUCCGAAGCAAAGCUGAAGGCAUCCGAGGGGCUGUGCAACGAGACCAUGACGGCCCUGUGGGAGGAGUGCAAACCCUGCCUGAAGCAGACCUGCAUGAAGUUCUACGCGCGUGUCUGCAGGAGCGGCUCGGGACUGGUGGGCCAGCAGCUCGAGGAGUUCCUGAACCAGAGCUCCCCUUUCUACUUCUGGAUCAACGGGGACCGCAUUGACUCCCUGCUGGAGAACGACCGGCAGCAGAGCCACGUGAUGGACGUCAUGCAGGACAGCUUCGCCCGCGCGUCCAGCAUCAUGGACGAGCUCUUCCAGGACCGCUUCUUCAGCCGGGGGCCCCAGGACACUUUCUUCUACUCACCCUUCGGCCCGUCCCAGAGGAGAUCGCUCUUCUUCAAUCCCAAGUCCCGCUUCGCCCGAAACUUAAUGCCUUUCCCCAUGUUCGAACCCCUGAGCUUCCACAACAUGUUCCAGCCCUUCUUCGACAUGAUACACCGGGCCCAACAGGCCAUGGACGUCCACCUCCAUAGCAUGCCCUAUCACUUCCCGACGGCGGAGUUCCCAGGAGAAAAUGCUAACCGCACCGUGUGCAAGGAGAUCCGCCACAACUCCACGGGGUGCCUGCGGAUGAAGGACCAGUGCGACAAGUGCCGGGAGAUCUUGUCUGUGGACUGUUCAACCAACAACCCUGCUCAGAUGCAGCUGCGCCAGGAGCUGAACACGUCCCUCCAGCUGGCCGAGAAGUUCAGCAAGCUGUACGACCAGCUGCUGCAGUCCUAUCAGCAGAAGAUGCUCAACACGUCCUCUCUGCUGGCACAGCUGAACGAGCAGUUCAGCUGGGUGUCCCGGCUGGCCAACCUCACGCAGGGCGAAGGCCAGCAGUAUUUCCAGGUCACUACGGUGAGCUCCCACAACUCCGACCCCAGCGUUCCCUCCGGCCUCACCAAGGUGGUUGUGAAUCUGUUUGAUUCCCAGCCCAUCACUGUGACGGUUCCGGAAGAAGUCUCCAAUCCUAAGUUCAUGGAGACCGUGGUGGAGAAAGCACUGCAGAAAUAUCGCCAAAAGCACCGGGAAGAGUGAGAUGUGAACGCUGCUUUUCUACAUAUGGGGGCAUCUGAGUCCCGCUGCCCCCGAGAUGAGCCACAGGCCCCUAGAGAGAUCGCUGCACAUCACCAUGUGACCAGGCCCCGGGCUAGAGGCCCUCCUGACUCCCCCACCCCAUCCCCACCCCUGGCCCCAGACUCUCCUCCCUCUGGACUCCACACUCUAAUGCCUGCAUUCGCUGAUCAUGGGAAGAGCUUCCCUGCAUGCCAUUAACUCAAUAAACCGCCUUGUAAUCUGAA